AUGCAACAAAAUCAGUAUUGUGGUUAUCCCCAGAUCUUCUGGACAAACAACAGUGCUCUUUCUAGCUCAGACUGUGCUCCUCAACUGCGACUGUACCAUUCUAGUGAAAUUGUGCCAACUCAGGACAUUUGCUUACCAUUGCCUGUGCCAGGGAGGAAAAGGCAUAAUCAGAAUCAUGGAGAUGGUACAUGCCUUUGUUUCCUGGUGGUAUUUUUGCUGAUUCUACUUGCCAUCAUGGGGGUCGGGCUGGCAAUGUUUCAGAUCUUUCACUUGCAGAAGGAACUUCAAAAGUUUUCCAGCUCUGGAUGUAUCCCUCCAUCUCCUGAUAUGCUGAAAGGAGCUCUGAACAGAACAGCAGAAAAGAAAGUCAAGAGGAGUGCACAUUUAACAGGCAAAGCAAUUCAGCAAUCUCAUCCCCUGGAGUGGGAGACUAUCCAUGGACAUGCCUUCCUUUCUGGAGUCCAGUACAAGAACAGGGGUCUAGUGAUUGAUGAAACUGGGCUCUACUUUAUUUACUCCAAAGUGUUCUUCCGAGGCCAGACCUGCACUUCCCGGCCACUUGACCACAUGGUUUUCAAGAGAAAUCCAUCUUAUCCUGACAACCAAGUCCUGAUGGAGAACAGAAAGAUGAACUAUUGUGUAACAAUGCACAUGUGGGGCAAAAGUAGCUAUUUGGGGGCCUUGUUCAAUCUUUCCAGACAAGAUAGUGUGUAUGUGAGUGUCUCUGAGCCCACAUUGAUUAAUUCUGAAGAAUCAAAAACCUUUUUUGGCUUAUACAUGCUUUAA
This is a messenger RNA of Protobothrops mucrosquamatus (brown spotted pit viper), 786 nucleotides long. It is a transcript of the gene FASLG, whose product is annotated as Fas ligand. The record is from RefSeq and is a predicted model, not a curated record. NCBI's taxonomy places the organism in Eukaryota, Metazoa, Chordata, Lepidosauria, Squamata, Viperidae. Bases 1 to 786 code for a protein of 261 amino acids. Gene Ontology annotation, biological process: apoptotic process; extrinsic apoptotic signaling pathway via death domain receptors; immune response. The transcript has 4 exons. Gene Ontology annotation, cellular component: membrane. Gene Ontology annotation, molecular function: tumor necrosis factor receptor binding.